Neltuma alba is the source of this 784-nucleotide messenger RNA. RefSeq lists its product as uncharacterized. Lineage: Eukaryota; Viridiplantae; Streptophyta; Magnoliopsida; Fabales; Fabaceae. Bases 129 to 602 code for a protein of 157 amino acids. The transcript has a single exon. The record is from RefSeq and is a predicted model, not a curated record.
CAAAAUAAAAGCCGGGGGGCCUGGAACGGGCAAAACUAGCUGGUAAAUCAUCGCUGCAAGGAAGAGACCGAGAAACUACAUACACGAACCAGCGCCAUAGAGAUCCGAUCAACUAAGUUUGACUGGAAAUGGCCAGCAGUAAGAACUGCUUGGGCAGACCAAGUUAUCGCUUUUUCUCAAAUCCCACAGACAUCGCAAACAUGCACACGCCUUCCGAUUCUGCCUUUGAGUUCCACGAGCUUGACCUGCACAGCUCCGUCGUCGUGGAGCCUGAUGAGAGCCGAGUUCAAGGCUGUGGCAUGCCCAACAAGCCAUGUUCCUCCAAGCUAGAAGUGGGGCGAUCAUCAGAUCCGUCGUCCCAGCCAAUCGACAUUCCAGAUUGGUCCAAGAUCCUGGGAAACCAGUACAGGCAAAAUCGUGGGAAGGACGAGGUUGAUGACCAAGUCCAGGACGAAGGUUCGAUGGUGCCUCCGCAUGAGUUUCUAGCCAACACCAGGAUGGCUUCCAUGUCGGUGCAGGAAGGAAUCGGGAGGACUCUCAAAGGCCGAGAUCUGAGCAGGGUCCGAAAUUCCGUUUGGGCCAAAACUGGGUUUCAAGACUAGCCACCGAAUUAUAUAUCCAUCUUUCUUCAUUCCUUAGGCGGGUUUUUGGUUUUCGCUUUAAUUUGUCGUGGAGUCUUGCUUUUGUUUUUCUGGUGGUCAUGGAUAUACCUUUGCAUGCACUGGAAAUUAAAGUAAAUCCCAAUUAUAGAUCAGAAUUACGCGUGCACUUUGAGACCGCCUUA